This is a messenger RNA of Phyllostomus discolor (pale spear-nosed bat), 6094 nucleotides long. It is a transcript of the gene MOGAT1, whose product is annotated as monoacylglycerol O-acyltransferase 1. Gene Ontology annotation, biological process: triglyceride biosynthetic process; diacylglycerol biosynthetic process. Gene Ontology annotation, cellular component: endoplasmic reticulum membrane. NCBI's taxonomy places the organism in Eukaryota, Metazoa, Chordata, Mammalia, Chiroptera, Phyllostomidae. Gene Ontology annotation, molecular function: diacylglycerol O-acyltransferase activity. Bases 352 to 1359 code for a protein of 335 amino acids. The record is from RefSeq and is a predicted model, not a curated record. The transcript is spliced from 6 exons.
UCCGGCGGGCAGCCAGCUGAUCUUUCUCGGCGUCCCUUGUGCCCAAAGCGGAGCGCUGUCACCAGCGCCCCGGCGCGCCAGCCAAUGCGCCCCAGGCGCGCCAGCUGCUCCGUGGCCCGGGCGCGCGUGAUUGGUAGCCCCCAGCCUCGGCCCCGGCACACCCUCCCACUCAAGCCAAAGUCCAGCCACCGCCGGCUCAGGGGCCGCCGCCUCCUACUCUCCGCCCAGCGGGUACCCUGCGCCGGGCCCUGAUCCGGCCGCGGCCGCGCACUUCCCGCAGGCUGUGCAGAGCCGCGAGCGAGCGAGGUUCCAGUUGACCACAGUCUGCGCUGUCUUCGCGGCGGCCGGGCCAUGAAGGUCGAGUUUGCGCCGCUCAACAUCCCGCUGGCGCGGCGGCUGCAAACCGCGGCGGUGUUUCAGUGGGUCCUGUCUUUCCUGCUGCUCGCGGAGGUGUGCAUUGGAAUCCUCGUGCUCCUGAUCCUGUACAACUAUUGGUUCCUCUACAUCCCGUACCUGACAUGGCUUUACUUCGACUGGCGUACCCCAGAGGAGGGGGGCAGGAGAUCCGAGUGGGUCAGAAGCUGGACCGUUUGGAAGUACUUCAAAGACUAUUUUCCGAUCCAUCUCAUCAAAACCACAGAUUUGGAUCCAAGUCACAACUACAUAUUUGGGUUUCACCCCCAUGGAGUGCUCGUGGCCGGAGCCUUCGGAAAUUUCUGCACCAACUAUUCGGCUUUCAAGGAGCUGUUCCCCGGCUUCACUGCGUACCUGCACGUGCUCCCGAUCUGGUUCCGGUGCCCGCUCUUCCGAGAGUAUCUGAUGAGCAGCGGGCCAGUCUCCGUUUCCAAGAAAAGUUUGUGCCACGUGCUGAGCAAGGAGGGAGGUGGACACAUUUCAGUCAUUGUCCUCGGGGGCGCAGAGGAGUCGUUAGACGCUCAUCCUGGGAAAUUCACCCUGUUCAUCCGCCAGCGGAAAGGCUUUGUGAAAAUGGCUCUGACCCACGGUGCCUAUUUGGUCCCGGUGUUUUCCUUUGGUGAAAAUGAACUAUUUAAACAAGUUAGCAACCCCGAAGGCUCGCUGCUGCGAACUGUGCAGGAUAAACUACAGAAGAUCAUGGGGUUCGCGUUGCCGCUGUUCCACGCCAGAGGGAUUUUCCAGUACAACUUUGGGCUCGUGCCCUACAGGAAACCCAUUCACACCGUUGUUGGCCAUCCCAUCCCUGUCAAGCAGACCCCGCACCCGACCUCAGAGCAGAUCGAGGAGCUGCAUCAGACCUACAUGGAGGAGCUAAGGAAAUUAUUCGACGAGCACAAGGGGAAAUACGGUAUUCCGGAGCACGAGACGGUCGUUUUUCGGUAACUGUCCUCUCAGAAGGCAUUAAGGAGGAUGAGCGAGCAUCCCAUUCUGAGAAUAAACACUUUAAAUAAGUUUAUUAUUUUCCCUUGACCGUGGAAUCAAAUGUGCAACCGAAAGUAUUAUUUUAGUGGCGGAUGUUGAUGUGUACCUGUGUAAAAUAAGAAUACCAUGUGUGAUUGUAGGAUAAGGUUAGAGAUGACUAAGUCUUUUAAUCACCUUCCUUAACUUUUAGGAAGGUGAAAUCACCUUACAGGUUCAGGAAUGGUUUAGAAUUACAUCCUCAAAACAAUAUGACAGCUUCAAAAAGUAAUUAGACCCUUUUCUAAAUAUCACAAUAAUUCAAGGUGGUGUUUUCCCUAAGUGUGUUCGCUGCUGUUCAGCAGUGCUGGGACAUUCAGGAGUUGGUGUGUAAAAUAAUCUUCCAUACCGAGCCAGACUAGAUCAUUUAUUUAUUUUUCUUUCACUUGAACAGACCAUUGCAUCAGUGAAUAAUGUGACUUUUAAGGCUUAGAUCAUUUGAUACAUUAGAUCAUGUCAACCAACACAUUUUUAUAGAAAGGGGCAGGAUUUUUAUGCCGUGGUCCCAGAAGGAUGGAUCUCCCUUACGGAAACCCGUGUGGAUUCGAGCCUGGCUCCUCGUUUCUGUUCAUGCUGACAAGUACUCAUCCUUCUCACCUGCUUAGGAGGAUGUUCCCUUGCUGUGGAGAAGGAGGAAGACAUACUUUUGCACAUGUUUUAGGACACUGACACUGCAGCAGGUUUUUAUGGUAAUAGAAAUGGUUUUAAUUUUCUUCCCCAAUGUCCUCUUUGAUUAAGACAAGCUAUGAACGAGAGCGCCCCCCUCUGGUCAGAUGUGCCCAGUUCUCUGCCAACUUGGGUUAUUUGAGUCUCCCCGGAACCAGAGGUCAGGUCUGUGAGAGCAGGAACCUCGUCCCUUCUGUGCGCUGCUGUCUCUCUGCACCUGGGUCAGCUCAUGACACUUAGCAGACACGAAGCAAGUGCAUGAUUAAAUGAAUGUAUUUGCAGAGGAACACACAAACUUGGCCAUGAGGUGAAGAAUUUUUAAAGCUCUACCGUAGGAUGAAACCUAUAAUAUAAGGCGAGACCCACUUUCAGAAGGAGAUAAUUGUGUGUGUCUAAGUGUGCCACACCCGUGGUUGACAGUACUGCAGGUUGGCUUGGAAGGAGCAAAUCAGAGGGACAUUUCUAAUAAUUAGCCGCUGGGCAUUAAGUAAUUAUUUGGUAAGAAGAAUGUGUAGUUUCCAAACAAUCUCCAUUGCUAGGUGUUGCUUCUGAGCUUCCUCCACUCCGGGUAUUGGAGGGUAACUUCCCUGAGUUGCUCUCGCUUAUUGGGUAAUAUGUCUUCAGGCCUCUAAUUUUUAAAACACCGAGCUCUGGGCUGGAGCCAGGAUUGGGUUCCGCCAGAGCAGAGUGAAGGCAUGCUGGGUAGUGCCCUGCGUAGGGAUGCAUUUCACACAGGCGAAAGGGAACCCUUCUGAUUGUUCUUCGUAAGGUUUUGUGGCCAAGGUCCCGAUUUUUUUUUUUUUUUGUAGAAAGCAGGGAAUUGAGUAAACACUUGCUUUACUAGAUGGUGGAAAUUCAACUGUAAAUCCUUUUUACCCAAUACUAAAACAAACAAGCAAGCAAACAAACAAACAAACAUUUCCGUAUAUGUGGAUAAGGAACACCAUUUACAUGCAAUGACUUUCCAGCUGGUCAGAGUUCAGCCUCUCAGAGUAUAACUGUGAGGCCCAACAACCACAACCAAAGGCCUUCAAGUUAUUAUAAAGCAUAUGAAUUUCCUUCCUUUGGAGCUUAUUAAAAGGUCAUGGCACAUAGUGUUUUGCAGUUUCACAAAGGUAUGCAUUUUAACCUCAUGGUUGGGAGGGAGAGGGCCAAGCUGACCCCCCCCCCCCCCCGGCCCCCGGCCUCAGCUGCAUUGUCUAGUAAGCAGGUGCAGUCCAUGUGUAGUAAAACAGAGGCACUGAAGAAUGAGAAAAGUUCUGCUUGGAUGAAUUUAUCUAGAAUUCCUCCAUUAAAAAAAUCUAGACAUCAGCACCUUUAAUUUUGGUGUACCCCAAAUUCUCUCGUUAGGUACGAAUAUUAGGGAGUUCAUCUCUUCUUUUCUUAGGGUCUCCAGAGGUGGUAAUCCCACCAGGCCAGAAGUCCUUCCAUAAACUCAAAGCCCAGUUGUAAGUUCCAUAGAGCCCUACAAAUUGCAAAGGAAUUUUUGUUGUGAGUUUUGGCUGCAGUGCACAUGUGGGUCAUAGACUGCAUCCACGAGUGUGGUUUGAUGGAGACCUCUGUUUUAAAGGUUCUCAUCUGCUACAUGCUUGCACCUAAAAUUGAAGCAGCAAAGCCACACAGGCACAGCAGCAGCAGUCACCCCAGAACGCUGGGAGAGACACUGGGAUAGCUGCCUUGAGAAAAUGUGCACGCACGCUGUUUGGUUUGGACAGCUCUUUUUCCUGUUUCCCGUGCACACUGGCUGCAGGCUGUCAUUUCCUGUGUCUGCAGUCUGGAAGCCUUGAAGCGGUCUGUGUCUGGCUAAGCCCCUGGCCCUCACAUCGCUGGGUGCAGCCUCGGGGCUUCGGAAGGCCAGCCAGUUUUGCUCCGUCCCAUGGGGGACCAGGGUCAGGGUCACUGUAUGGUUUACACAAACCCUUCGCUGCGACUGUGAAAAUGUUCGAAGUGUACCUUCUUUAGGGAUGGUGGGCGAGCCUCUAUCGGUACGUUUCUGUCAUGGGAAGCACGGGGCGUGGAACCCAGGCAUGAUGCCCUUACCUCUGUAACCUGACACCUCUUUCUGGCUACCUCUUCCGCUUCCUGUGACAAGACACAGUGGUGAUGGGAUGUGCUAAUUGGAUCCCCCCCCACCCAACCCCAGUAAUCCAGGAUUGCUGGUUCUCCUCUAUCACCUGUAUUUUUUAUAAUAAGUGGUAAUAUGUCUAUUGAUGGUGCUGGGAGAGUUCCACCAAGUCAAAUUUAUAUAUCUUUUAAAAAAAGAAAAACAAGGCAGCUUCGGAAUAACCAACUAGCUGCUCCAGUUUCUCUCGGAAGCAGUUCUUUGUAUUAACAACAAAAGGGUUUCUCUAAUACUCGAUGUGUUGAUUUUUGAAACUGAUCCUUCCCAAACACCUUCAGCCUAGUGCCUUAAUAUCUUAAAUGAGAUGGAGAAGGUUUUCCACAGCCGACCCAUGGGAUAGCGAGUUCCCUGACAGCGGAGCCUGGCUUGUGUGCAUUUCGAUCUGGGCCCUGGAGCAAUCUCUCAAUGGAUGCUCACGGCACUGACCCGGCCACUGGGUGGAGCACGUCACUGAAGCUGUUUCAGAGCCAGAAGGGACUUCACAGUCUGUCUAGUUAUUCCUUCUGCCCAGGAAGCGGUUGAAUCCCAGUGAAGCUGAAUGCGGAUUGGAACUGACUCUGUGUUUGUAUCACUCUGCUCUGGAUUGAGCUGGGGGUGCUUCUGUGUCCCGAUCAUUGAUCAAUAAACCCAGCAGUUCCCCGAGGAAUCAAAAGUGUCCAAAAAGUAGUGUGUUUAAAAAUAUAUACCUAAAGCAAGGGACUUGACAACCCUCCAGCAAGCUCUGUCUUCCUGGGGCGGCGAACAUUUUUCUGUUUUGAGACCAGUAUACCUCAUUGUUGACUUUCCCUUUUUGCAAGAGCUAUUUUGGUGAUGCAUCCUGAGUCCAGUCCAAGUUUUCAACAGCAAGCUUAGCCACCAGCGCCUUUUGUAUUGCCCCAGCAGGAUCAGGCGAGGCACCUGCACUCAGGAUGGUGACAGACCUUGCAAAGGAUCCCUCUCAGCCGUGUUGCGGGCAUUAACACAGGACAAAGCAACCUCAUUAUUCAGACAGGUGCCUGCAGAUUCUUUCACAUCACUGAUAGCCCUGAGCUCCGAGUCUGUUCUGGCUCCCGUCUCAUCUAGGUGGGUUGCCACAGCUGUCUUUUUUAAAAUUUGUUUUUAUGGCUCUCACAUUCUGGUUAAGAAUUAUCUUCAGCUCUCUUGAGAAUUCAAAGAUGAACCUGACCUCCCUUGGAUUCCCAGGGCUGCGUAGUUCUUGCCAACUCUCCUUCCAGACCAGCCAGCAGCCCAGGACUUUCUGGCUGGAUUCUGGACCCUCCCCUGUGGGAGUGGUUUCGAGGCCACAUGCCCAGAGAACCUAGGUGCCCCAUUCUUCUCCUCUCCAGGCUUCUAUUUCAAACAAUCCUUUAGCCUCUGGUCCUCCACGAAUGGGCUGGGAGACCCGGGCUCAGUUCCUUCCUAUAGAAACCAAGGUCAGAGUGAAUGAUCAAGGUCCCUCCUGGUUCUAUUUCUAUGGUUCCUGCUGACUUUUUUUCCCUGUCAUUGUAAUGACAUCUAGUUAGAGAUGUAGAGUUACCUGGAUGUUUCCUGCAGGCAUACAGUGAGUCCAAAUGAAUACCUCGCUCUCUCUUGGUAUAUAGAAAACAUAAAUUGCUAUAGAAAUUUCUCCACCAUCAUGGUGACCUUCAGUCCUGGUAUUCCUAAGAAAUAAUUUAAUUCUCUAAAUAAAAAGGAGAAAUUGAUCUACAAGGAUUCCUCCUUUAUAGUGUUCAAAACUAUGAAAUCAUAAACUAUGAAAUCAUAGAUUAUUACUUGUUAAAAUCUGUACAGGAGAUGGUGAUUUUUUAUAUUUCCUCUAUUGUCAUGUGUUGCUGUGUGCUUUUUAAAAGCUCUCGGUUUGUAAAGUUUUGACCAAUAAAUGUGUUUUAUGCC